AUGGGGGAUAUCAUACGUAUAAAGAGACACUAUUAUGUUCAUUUAUUGGACAAUAACACGAAUGUAACACGAUGUAUUGUGGGUCCAUUAGUGUAUACACGUAAAGAACACGAGAGAUGUCUUUUUGAUCCACUACCUUGUAUUGUUAUACCUCCACGAUGUUACUGUGUGGUUCAAAACCCUUGUGUACGUGAUAAAUCUGGGAAACCGCGUUUAGAUGGAAAUAAUAGUGUCAUGUUGCGUAUGGGGGUAGAAGAAAUACGUUUCGAACAGGAACCAUUUCCUCUAGAACCUGGUGAAAUUCUUAAACAGGAAAAUGAUGAAUGGUUAUUUAAAUUAAAAGCCAUCCCCAUUAAUAAGGGUUAUCACGUUCGCUGCAUUUGUGAUUUUAAAGACAGUGAACGUGGAUUGGUGCGAGCUGGUAUGGAAUGGAUGGAAGAAGGUCCAAAAACAUAUAUUCCACGUGUUGAAGUUAAAAUUAUUCGAGAAGUAGACGCCUACACUAUUAUUCCAAAUACAGCAUUACAUCUUCAAGCCUUGGUUGAUUUUAAGGAUCGUAAUGGCAUUGAUCGAAGUGCCGGUGAUUUAUGGAUGCAUAGAACCGUUGGCGCUUACCUUCCUGCAGUGGAGGAACAACUCUUAAGUAUUGUGGAGGGUAUUAUACUAACAGAGACAAAAGCUAUUCAUCUUGAAGCUCGUCGUACAUUUACAGAUGUGUAUGGUAAGAUUCGAAAAGCAGGAGAACAAUGGUUAAUUACAAAAGAUGACGCCCCUGUACAUAUUCCUGAUGUACAUGAGAAACUUAUUACUACUGUACAGGCUGUUGUUUUGACUGGCAAAGAAUACUGUAUCAUUGUGAAUCCUGUUGGAAAGGAUGGAUUAAAUCAAUUUGGUAAACAAGAUGUACGUAGAGGCGAAUGUAGUUUCUUCCUUCACCCAGGAGAGAAAUUAACAGGUCUACAAUCGGUAAAAGUUAUUGGCGAAGAUGAAGCGCUACUACUUCAAGCUAUAAAAAGUUUUGAAGAAAAUGGUCUCAGACGUAGGGCUGGGGAAACAUGGUUAUUACGUGGUGUUGCGGAAUACGCCCCAGAUCUCAAUGUUCGUGUACUGGAGCAACGAAGUGUGAUUCCAUUAGAUAAGAAUGAAGGGAUAUACGUAAUGGACACCAGAACUGGAGUGGUACGGGCAGUGAUAGGGAGUCCAUACAUGUUAAAUGAACAUGAGGUGUUAUGGGAAAAGCAUCUCUCCACAGAAGUGGAGGAAUUGCUGGCCUCUCCUAAUGGAUGUAGUAAGCAAAUAGGAUUAAAUGAUAAAUUUGUAAGUUCACGUGUUAAGCAUCAUAUUGUUCGCUUUAACGUUCAACAUAACGCGGCAGUACAAAUAUAUGACUAUAAACAGAAAAAACCACGUGUAGUACUUGGUCCAAAUUUGGUGAUUCUCUCUCCUGAAGAAGAAUUCACCGUCCUUUCACUUAGUGGAGGAAAACCCAAAAAACCUAAUACAUUGCAAUGCCUUCAAUUAUUUUUGGGACCCCGUUUUUCAAGUGAUACAGUUAUUGUAGAAACAUCUGAUCAUGCUAGUUUACAACUUAACUUAUCCUAUAAUUGGUACUUUGAUGUGGAUCGUAAAAACCCGGAUGCCAAAAUAUUUUCUGUACCAGAUUUUGUGGGUGAUUGUUGUAAAACGAUUGCCUCACGUGUUCGAGGAGCCGUGGCCGCGGAAGAUUUUGAUUCCUUUCAUCGCAACUCGGCAAAAAUUAUUCGUGAGGCGGUCUUUGGUUGUGAUCAAAGUGGUGAAAUUAAAGAUGUCCUUCGCUUCGCUGCCAAUAAUCUGGUGGUAACAAACAUUGAUAUUCAAUCCGUUGAGCCAACAGAUGCCAAGACGAGGGAUAGUUUACAAAAGUCUGUUCAACUUGCCAUUGAAAUUACUACAAAGUCUCAGGAGGCAGCGGCACGCCAUGGAAAAGAGCGAAAAGAUCAGGAGGCAAAAGGAAAAUUAGAGCGACAGAAAUUAUUGGAUAAAAUUGAAGUCGAGCGAGCAAAGACAAAGUGGUUGGAACUGCAAGCGAAAAGUGAGGCCGUUCAAGCAAGUGGUCAAUCCGUCGCAGAGGCAAAAGCGAAAGCAGAAUCACUAUUGAUCGAAGUAGAAUCCGAGUUGAAGCAGGCACAGAUACGGGCAAAGGCAUACCGAAUAACGGCAGAAUCCGAGCUGAAAAAGCAAAAACAAAAGUAUGAUCUUGAAUUGGAAUUUGCAAAGAGACAGAAUGAACUGGAGAUUACGAAAGCACGACAAGUGGCAGAAGCAGAAACAGAACGGAUUCGACGAAUGGUAAAUGCUAUUGGACGUGAGACCAUUGUGGCAAUUGCACAGGCUGGACCGGAAUUACAGGCGAAGCUGCUGGGAGGAUUGGGUUUGAAGGGAUAUCUUAUUACGGACGGGAAAUCUCCUGUUAAUUUGUUUAAUACCGCCCAGAGUAUGCUUGGUGGCUCAUCAAAGGAACAUUCGUAG
This is a messenger RNA of Trypanosoma theileri, 2508 nucleotides long. Its product is annotated as major vault protein. The coding region runs from base 1 to 2508 and encodes 835 amino acids. The record is from RefSeq and is a predicted model, not a curated record. The transcript has a single exon. Lineage: Eukaryota; Euglenozoa; Kinetoplastea; Trypanosomatida; Trypanosomatidae. Gene Ontology annotation, cellular component: cytoplasm; nucleus.